Molecule: messenger RNA, 6144 nt
Organism: Rhinopithecus roxellana (golden snub-nosed monkey)
Lineage: Eukaryota; Metazoa; Chordata; Mammalia; Primates; Cercopithecidae
Gene: HNRNPH3
Product: heterogeneous nuclear ribonucleoprotein H3
Exons: 9
Coding region: 3974-5014 (346 amino acids)
Biological process (GO): regulation of RNA splicing
Cellular component (GO): ribonucleoprotein complex; nucleoplasm
Molecular function (GO): RNA binding
Source: RefSeq, a predicted model, not a curated record
UUUUUUUUUUUUUUUUUCAUGUUUAAACGUUAAUAAGGACUUCGGGGGUGAUUUUGUAAGCAGAAAAGUGGGUGAUUUAUCAAAUAGGAAUGUGAAAUGGACAUGUUUCAAGUAGGUCGUCUGGGCUUAGUGAACUGUGAUUGUUGCUUUUUGAACUUUGGGGGUGGGGGUGGGUGAUGUAGCAAUUGUUUUGCGUAGUUUGGCAUAUAUAUAUUAGAAUUUGUUUUUAAGUUUCACUUUUGGGAAACAGUUAAAACAACCCAGUGAUGGUAGAUGUGUAUGUAUUGGAAUUGAGUUCCUUUCGAUAUUAAAUCUUCCAAGAGCUGUAUUUUGUGCAGUUUUUUUUUUUCUUGGCAUUAAGGCUCUAGAAGUAAAAUACUUCAAAAUACGGUUACGGCUUUUUUUUCUUUUGGUAUCUAGGCUUUUUUUUUUUUUUUUUUUAAGUGUAGGAGUAUAGUACACUGUAAUCGUAUUUUAAACAAGGGAAUAAGCCUAUUAAACAGAAAAACAAAUUGUAAACCCAGUCACGUGGUGGUGGUGUGAUUCGGAUGAGGGUCCUGAGAACUGGAUCCGUAAUUUUCAUUGAAGACACAGUGCAAAAGGGACGGGAAAGUCCUGAGUGAGAAUUUCUGAUAAUUCAUGUAAAACUUUAUAAGAAUAUUGUUACCUACUUUUCUAGCUCUAAAAACAAAAACUUACUAUUGUUGAAGAUGUUCAGUGAUGCUUUGUCAAGAUUGCCAAGGAAAAGUUUACGAAAAUCUUACCUUGAAACAGUAGGUUUGAGUGGCCGUUUGAAAAGAUAGUCCAGACUGUCCUAUAAAGUUAUAUAUGCUAUAGCAAAUAGCUUUACUAAUUGGAUUGGACUACACACACACACACACCUUUUUUCUGUCCUCUUUUUCAGUUGUGCCGUUAUCUGGAAGUCCAGCUUACUGCCUUUUUAAAAUAAUGUUAUGUUUGAUUUCGUUGUAUUGGUAAACAACUGACUAAACUGCAGUAGAUAAAAACAUGGUUCAUAGUAAACUAACAUUUUAGAGACCUUACCUCCUUAAGCUGUUAGGGGUGUGUCUAGUUUUUUUGUUUUUUUAAAGAGCAAGCCCAUUGGGAAGGAAUGAUGUAAAUUUUCUGUUAAACUUAGAUCAUCAGCACUUUUUCCAAAAAAUAAAAUUCAUCCUCAUUUCUUGACCACUGGGCUGCCAUUUAGAAAGUUAUUUAUUGAUGCAUAAAAUCGUUUAUGCAUUACUUCAGAAGAUAGGCAGUGCCUCCGUGUUAAGAGGAUUCUCUGUUUCAUUUGUUCUCUAGUGGAUGUUUUUUCUUUAAUGACUUUGGUAUAUAAUUCACAUACCAUAAACUUCACCAAUUUUAAAUGUACAUUUUAGUGGAUUUUAGUACAUUGACAGCGCUGUGUGACCGUCACUACAAUUUAAUUGUAGAACAUUUUUGUCACUCCAAAAAGAUACCAAUACCCUUUACUGGUCAUUCCCGUUGCUGGCAUUCUCCCUCCCGUCAAGCCUCAGACAAUCAUGAAUACAAAUGGAGUUAUACAAUAUGUAGUCUUUUGUGACUGGCUUGUUUCACUUGGUGUAAUGUUUAAACAAUUAUAUUUAAAGUCUCAUAAAACUGACCAGAGCCAUCCUCAUAUUUUAACUGUGGUAUAUUUUAUUGGUACUAGCACCUAGAAUUCUUAAAGCAGAGUAGUGAUUAGCCAUGACAUUGUUGGAAAGAAAGGUUGAGGUGGAUUAUCCUGAAUAAUUAGUAAACUGUUUUAAGUAGUUUCUGACAGCUUUAUUAGAGCAGAUUGCUUCUUCCUGUGCCCUUAGAGUUUUUCUUGUUUUUGUUUUGUAGGUAGGAUUUUUAGUUUUGAAGGGGUAGGUAGAGUGAGGCUCUCUUUAUUGUAUGUGCUUUGCAUACAGGGUCGCCCUGUAAAAUAGAUUAAGUGUUCCGAAUUUGGUUGGGUUUUACGCAAUUAAAAACUGUGUUUAGUGUUUAUUAUAGAUAACAUUGAUAACACUUUUUUGUUUUCAUUGGGUCUUAUCAUUGGUACAGACAGAUCCAAAAAUCCAAUUGGCUUGCUAGUAUUUUUUUCUUGUGAAUUGCUAAGAUUUAUGAGUAAAUUAAUUUUUUUUCUUUCUUUUUUUUUUUUUUUUUUUUUUAAGCAUUUGCUCCUUAAAUGCAAACUACUAAAAUUCUUUCACAACAGAUUAAGGUUGAAUUUGCAGAGUUCUUAAAUUUUUCAUUAAGCAGUGAGGGUAGAUCUGUACCACUUUUUCCGUUCUGUGUAAAUCACCCUUUAUGGGAAACACUUAUUUUUUAGGUUGGUGCUAUUAAAAAAAAUAAAUAAAACGGUAGGCGUUUUCAAAACAUCUCUGAACUUUUUUUUUUUUCAAACUGGGUUGGGGCCUCCUCCUCUCAGAGCUACUCUUUAGUAUUAAACUUUUAAAAGCCUUCGCUGGCUUUGGGAAAUAAAAUUUUUAACAAUUCUCAGUUCUCUUCGAGGUUUGAAUUGUUUUCUGUCCUUUAAGGUUCACAUAUUUUGUGUAUGGUAUAUCUUGUUGGCUUUUACAGGGCCCCUUAAAAUCCAGUAACAGUUGCCAUCAGUAAAUGCUUAACAUGAGGCAGACCAAGCACUUGAAUAGUCCAGUGAGGUAUAGAUACCACUGCUAUAGUUUACAAUUGAAGAGGCUCAGAGGUUAAGUGGUUUAGGUAACCAGUAAAUGGCAGAAUAGGGAUUCAUACUAUUUAUUUGUGUGCAUAUUUUAAAUGCAUGAAUUCUAGGGAAAAAAACUUUACCCUUUGCAGAUGCCACCCCUAAGAGUUGCACCAACAAAUAGAUGACAUGAAAUUAAGCAUUAGUGAAUGCUGUUGAUACGAAAUAUGAUCUUCAAACAUAAAGGAAUCAAAUGAACAAACUGUUUUGUUUACAGGGGAGGAGGUGGUGAGGGAAAGGUUUGAAAUACUCAGGUGAGUAGGAUUCCUACAGCUGCAUAGUGAAAUUUGUAAGGUUCUGGUAAGUUUCUGCAGCUGAAGGACUUCUGCAUUCGCCUCUUUUGUAAAUACUAUCUAAUUUUAAACGGAAGGAUGGUUGCCUCUGGGGAAGGGAACUGGGAACUGAGGUCAUUUUGGAGGGGAAGGGGGGCUUCUAGAUGUACCUUUCAUGCUUUAUUUAAAAGUAUAUUACGUAUUUUUUAAAGUUUGUGUUUAAAUCUAUUUGAUUAAAAAGUUGAGUAAACUGGUUUCUAUACACUGUCCAGUGGCUUCAAAAACACAGGUACUGUUGGAAGGCAUUCACUUUUGAGCAGCCUUUGACCUCAGUUUUAAUCUAAUUAAUUCAGUCAUUUUAUAAGCUUACUCUUGGUGAGUUUAAACUAGAUUUGGCUAUAAUAGAGGUGAGAGUGUUGGCCCUUCAAAGACAGUUUGAUGUGUUCAAAAUUGUAGUGCAUUUAAAAGGGUUAGACUUAUGUGAUAUUUUUCCAACAUGAGUCAGUACUCAUUGCAUUUUUUACUUAGGCUCUUGAUGUUAGUGGAUACUGGUAUUAUAUGCAACUUCUGAAUAAGUUUUAAAGAAUUUGAAUAAUCAGGUGAAUAAAAACCUGAAAAGUGGUGAAUCAAAAGUUGAGAGAUAAGGAAAGGCUAGAGUUGGCAUUCAGGGGACGCAGUCAAAUAGUUUGAAGACUCUGGUAGUAGAAUUAUGCAAGUUUUCUUAAAAUUAGGCAAUAUAUAAUAUUGAUACUAAGAAAUUCAGUACUUUUCUGUAGGAGGGCUCAGAUCUCAUUGCCUUUUCCCUACCCCAAAAUAUGAAAGGUGGUCUACAGUUUUGUCAUGGCAUUGUCACGGGAGUUGGCCCCAUGUUACAUUUCCUCUUGUGGCACCUCUGAGAGGUGUUUCUUCAUUACCUCUUGACAAGAGUAUAUUUUGAUUGACUGCUCUAUGUGCUUGUUUAUUUUUUAUAGCAUUUAAAUCAAACGGUAUUGAGAUGGAUUGGGUUAUGAAACAUAAUGGUCCAAAUGACGCUAGUGAUGGGACAGUACGACUUCGUGGACUACCAUUUGGUUGCAGCAAAGAGGAAAUAGUUCAGUUCUUUCAAGGGUUGGAAAUCGUGCCAAAUGGGAUAACAUUGACGAUGGACUACCAGGGGAGAAGCACAGGGGAGGCCUUCGUGCAGUUUGCUUCAAAGGAGAUAGCAGAAAAUGCUCUGGGGAAACACAAGGAAAGAAUAGGGCACAGGUAUAUUGAGAUCUUCAGAAGUAGCAGGAGUGAAAUCAAAGGAUUUUAUGAUCCACCAAGAAGAUUGCUGGGACAGCGACCGGGACCAUAUGAUAGACCAAUAGGAGGAAGAGGGGGUUAUUAUGGAGCUGGGCGUGGAAGUAUGUAUGACAGAAUGCGACGAGGAGGUGAUGGAUAUGAUGGUGGUUAUGGAGGUUUUGAUGACUAUGGUGGCUAUAACAAUUACGGCUAUGGGAAUGAUGGCUUUGAUGACAGAAUGAGAGAUGGAAGAGGUAUGGGAGGACAUGGCUAUGGUGGAGCUGGUGAUGCAAGUUCAGGUUUUCAUGGUGGUCAUUUCGUACAUAUGAGAGGGUUGCCUUUUCGUGCAACUGAAAAUGACAUUGCUAAUUUCUUCUCACCACUAAAUCCAAUACGAGUUCAUAUUGAUAUUGGAGCUGAUGGCAGAGCCACAGGAGAAGCAGAUGUAGAGUUUGUGACACAUGAAGAUGCAGUAGCUGCCAUGUCUAAAGAUAAAAAUAACAUGCAACAUCGAUAUAUUGAACUCUUCUUGAAUUCUACUCCUGGAGGCGGCUCUGGCAUGGGAGGUUCUGGAAUGGGAGGCUACGGAAGAGAUGGAAUGGAUAAUCAGGGAGGCUAUGGAUCAGUUGGAAGAAUGGGAAUGGGAAACAAUUACAGUGGAGGAUAUGGUACUCCUGAUGGCUUGGGUGGUUAUGGCCGUGGUGGUGGAGGCAGUGGAGGCUACUAUGGGCAAGGUGGCAUGAGUGGAGGUGGAUGGCGUGGGAUGUACUGAAAGCAAAAACACCAACAUACAAGUCUUGACAACAGCAUCUGGUCUACUAGACUUUCUUACAGAUUUAAUUUCUUUUGUAUUUUAAGAACUUUAUAAUGACUGAAGGAAUGUGUUUUCAAAAUAUUAUUUGAUAAAGCAACAGAUUGUGAUGGGAAAAUCUGUUUUCUGUAGGUUUAUUUGUUGCAUACUUUGACUUAAAAAUAAAUUUUUAUAUUCAAACCACUGAUGUUGAUACUUUUUAUAUACUAGUUACUCCUAAAGAUGUGCUGCCUUCAUAAGAUUUGGGUUGAUGUAUUUUACUAUUAGUUCUACAAGACGUAGUGUGGUGUAAUUUUAGAGGAUAAUGGUUCACCUUUGCAUAAACUGCAAGUCUUAAGCAGACAUCUGGAAUAGAGCUUGACAAAUAAUUAGUGUAACUUUUUUCUUUAAUUCCUCCUGGACAACACUGUAAAUAUAAAGCCUAAAGAUGAAGUGGCUUCAGGAGUAUAAAUUCAGCUAAUUAUUUCUAUAUUAUUAUUUUUCAAAUGUCAUUUAUCAGGCAUAGCUCUGAAACGAUCUAAGAGGUAUUGAUUUCUGAAUAUGCAUAAUUGUGUUACCUGGGUAUGGGAGUGUUGGAAGUUUGUUCUAGCCCUAGAUUUUGGAGUAAAAUCCCUUCAGCACUUGACCGAAAUACCAAAAAUGUCCCCAAAAAAUUGAUAGUUGCAGGUUAUUGCAAGAUGUCUUAAGAGUAGGGUUAAGAUUCUCAGUGACACAAGAAUUCAGUAUAAGUACAUAGGUAUUUACUAUGGAGUAUAAUUCUCACAAAUGUAUUUUAAGUUUUCUGCCCAAUAGAGCAUAUGGUUUUUAAAUAACUGUAUAAAUGAUGACUUUUAAAAAAUGUAAGCAACAAGUCCAUGUCAUAGUCAAUUAAAACAAUCCUGCAGUUGGGUUUUGUAUCUGAUAUCUGCUUGGAGGUUUAAAGAAUCUAUAUGUAGCAAGGAAAAGGUGCUUUUUAAUUUUAAUCCCUUUGAUCAAUAUGGCUUUUUUCCAAAUUGGCUAAUGGAUCAAAAUGAAACCUGUUGAUGUGAAAUCAGUUAUUGAACUUGUUACUUGUUUUUGCCAGAAAUGUUAUUAAUAAAUGUCAAUGUGGG